CCAAAGAAUAGUGUAUAAAAAGAGAAAUGAGUGUUAUUGCAGAAAAUAAAUAUUACACCCUCGAGGAAAUAUCUAGGCACGACGGAAAACAAGAUACCAGAGUUUGGAUAAUUAUCAAAGAUAUAGUAUACGACGUUACUGACUACUUAGAUGAACAUCCAGGAGGAGGUGAAUUGAUAACGGAAUGGGCAGGAAAGGAUGCUACAAAAGAAUUUGACGAUUUUGGACACUCACUCGAUGCUAAAAAGGAUCUAAAGAAAUACCGUAUAGGUGAAGUCGUAGAAGAGCAACGCAAGAAGAAAACUAAAACAGAUGACAAGAAAUUAAUAACAGUACCGAAAAAUCAGAAAAUGUUAGAUUCAUCAAAUUUCAGGUAUCGCAAGAGCUGCAUUUCAAUUAUAACUUGUGGAAUAUUGACGUGACUAUAAACAUUAGCUAGAGCUAUUAGAAAAAGAAUCAUCUUUUGUAUUGUGAUAAUCUAUUCAUAUUUAUAUAUUUUAAUGUUAUUACAUAUUAACUAACUAAAAUAGUUUAGAGUGUGUGAUAACUGUCUAUAAUUCUUUAGUGAAAUGAGAGAAAUAUGCUUGAUUAAGGCAGUUUGUAUUCUGAUACAAGAUUUUGACUAUAGUGUAAGCUGGGUAUUCGAAUAAAAUACGAUAGAGAAAUUCUUGUAGUACUGUUAUUUCUCGUUGAUGUUAAUACAAGUUUGUAAUAGUUCAAAA
Diorhabda carinulata is the source of this 722-nucleotide messenger RNA. Its product is annotated as cytochrome b5-like. The record is from RefSeq and is a predicted model, not a curated record. Gene Ontology annotation, molecular function: heme binding. The transcript has a single exon. Bases 27 to 422 code for a protein of 131 amino acids. Lineage: Eukaryota; Metazoa; Arthropoda; Insecta; Coleoptera; Chrysomelidae. Gene Ontology annotation, cellular component: membrane; intracellular membrane-bounded organelle.